Messenger RNA from Diorhabda sublineata, 1118 nucleotides. Its product is annotated as odorant receptor 22c-like. Gene Ontology annotation, molecular function: odorant binding; olfactory receptor activity. Bases 29 to 1036 code for a protein of 335 amino acids. The record is from RefSeq and is a predicted model, not a curated record. Gene Ontology annotation, biological process: sensory perception of smell; detection of chemical stimulus involved in sensory perception of smell. Gene Ontology annotation, cellular component: plasma membrane. The transcript has 7 exons. Lineage: Eukaryota; Metazoa; Arthropoda; Insecta; Coleoptera; Chrysomelidae.
UAUCAUAUCUAUUCUUGGUUCCGUACCAAUGAUAGGUAGUUUUACUCAUAUGGUACACACAAUAAUGAGUGGAGAAUACAAUCGUGUGGCUGGAGACAUAACAUACAUUUCUUCAUAUUUAACAAGUUAUAUUGCGGUUUGGGCAUUCAUCAUUAAAUUGAACCGUGUUGCCGAGAUACAUAUUUUUUUGGCGGAUAUUGAAACAUUCGGAAAACCUCAAGAUUUUGAUCGUAAUAAUAACAAUUUCAAUAAAUACUCAAAAAUAAACUACGUCUUCGUGGAAUUUAUGGUGUGGACUUCAGUUUCUGGUUCGAAUAUAUUCCAAACCAAGAAUUGCCAAGAGGAAAAUUUGAAAUUUAAUUUGACGGAAGUUUGUGGGCUAGCUACAUAUACGUGGUUACCAUUUGAUAUUGAUUAUAGUCCCGUGAAAGAGAUCUAUUUAAUGUUUCAAAUAUUUGGAGUUCAUCUUUUAUACGUAGUAUGUGGAUUUAUGGCUUGGCAGGUAUUCGAAAUUACACAACACAUAAUAAUUAGGAUGAGAGAUGUCAAAUACGUGAUGUUCAAAGCCUUAAACCAAGAAGAUCCUUUGAAAAGAAAAAAUCAGUUACAUUUUGCGAUUAGAUACCAUAAUGCUCUUUUCGGCUUGGUAGACAGAGUUAAUGAAAUCUUUGGUCCUUUCAUGUUUACGCAUAUGGUUGUAACAUCAAUUAUAAUGGGGACAGGCAUAUACAUGUUUUUACAUUCUAAUUCGUUAUCAAGCAUGUUUGUAUUUAUUGGAUGGCUUUGGGGAUUGUGUAUGGUUUGCUUCAGCGGUCAACGUCUACAAAAUGAGUCAUCAGAAUUGGCAGUCGCAGUUUACGACUUACCAUGGUAUGAUUGUGACCAAGAAUUGAAAAAAGAUGUUUUGUUUGUCUUGCAUAGAUGUCAAGAAUUUCAAGUAUUGAACGCUGAAGCAUUCGGAAUUAUGGAUAACGAAAUGUUUUUGGGGGUUCUGAAACUCACUUACUCAUACAUAACUUUAUUAGGCAAUGUAUAAGGAAUCUAAUUACAAAACUAUGGAAUUUAUUAGAAAAAUUUAGCUAAUCGUUGUUGUCGUCAAUAAAUAUUGUAAUUAUGAU